Macroventuria anomochaeta is the source of this 252-nucleotide messenger RNA. RefSeq lists its product as uncharacterized. The transcript is spliced from 2 exons. The record is from RefSeq and is a predicted model, not a curated record. Bases 1 to 252 code for a protein of 83 amino acids. Lineage: Eukaryota; Fungi; Ascomycota; Dothideomycetes; Pleosporales; Didymellaceae.
AUGUCACCUGCGCUGAUCUACACGCACGCGCUGAAGCACUCCAACGGCUCCCUCGAUCCUGCUUGGACCUGCAAGGUGAUCCGGGUCGCCCUCAACUACAUGCAGGAGCUGAUCCGCGUCGAGCGCUGCCGCAAUACUGGCUGGGACAAGACAGUUGCCGACAUCGCUGGGCCAGACUGGGAGGCUUUGGCUGCUUCGCCUAACCUUGCUCAGCAGUAUGAGCUCCUUAAGCGCGAUGCCAAAGAAGCUUGA